Messenger RNA from Medicago truncatula (barrel medic), 1745 nucleotides. Its product is annotated as very-long-chain 3-oxoacyl-CoA reductase 1. The record is from RefSeq and is a predicted model, not a curated record. The coding region runs from base 660 to 1640 and encodes 326 amino acids. Lineage: Eukaryota; Viridiplantae; Streptophyta; Magnoliopsida; Fabales; Fabaceae. The transcript is spliced from 3 exons. Gene Ontology annotation, cellular component: endoplasmic reticulum. Gene Ontology annotation, molecular function: ketoreductase activity.
CGCCUUCGCUCAUAAUCCUCUAUUUCCUCUUAAAAGUCUCACAUUUUCUGAAGCCAUUGGUACUAACGGUAGAAUUGGAUUACUAUAAAAAUCAGUUUCAACAACAAAUAUAUAAAAUUCAAAAACUUAUAUCCUUGGUUGAACAAAGAAACACAUGAACAACAAAUGUCAAUUUCGUCAGGAAAAAAAACACAUGUCAAUUCAUGGGGCCCUUAACAGAUAUGAGACAACCCGUUUGCAAUAAUUAUUAUUAUGUCAACACAAGAACAACAAAUGGACAUUAAGAAUCUUCCACUUCUUUCAUUGAACAGUUAGAGUUAGCUGUCGUAGGUAAGCGAGCGGCAGUUAACUACCGUUUACCAAUGAACAAUAAUCAAUUGUUGUUGAAGAUAUUUUCGUCAGUUUAAAGUGCGUGAGAGCAAAACAAUGUGCGUCUAUAGAGCACUUUUCUUACAUUAUAUCUGACUAUGACCACUCAAUUCCAUCCCCGCACACUACCAACAUGCUUAUUUAUAUUCAUUCACGUCUUAUGAAAUCAAAGUUGUUGGUUGGUGAACAUUUGAUACAUACCAAACAAAAACAUACUAAUUAGAUUCCCUUUGUCAGAAGUGAAAUACAAUUUUAAAAACCUAGGAGUUCUCUUUCUUUAUCUUUACCAAAUGGAUUUGCCAGAUUUCUUCCUAGCAGCAACAAUCACAUUAGGCUUCAUCUCCAUAUGUAAAUCUCUAUUCCAUUUUCUCAACUGGAUAAGGAUCAUGUUCUUGAGACCUCGCAAAAAACUCAAAGACUAUGGUUCAUGGGCUAUAAUCACCGGCUCCACCGAUGGAAUAGGCAAAGCCAUGGCUUUUGAAUUUGCAUCAAAGGGACUCAACAUUCUCUUAGUUGGUAGAAACCCUCUUAAACUUGAAGCAACAUCAAAAGAGAUAAUAGAUAGAAAUUUUGGAAAUGUUGAGGUAAAGUUUGUUGUUAUAGACAUGCAAAAUAUUAGUGGAGAGGAAAUAAUGAAAAGAGUAGAAGAAGCAAUAUAUGGUUUAGAUGUGGGAAUUUUAGUUAAUAGUGCUGGUGUGGCUUACCCUUAUGCUAGAUUUUUUCAUGAGGUUGAUUUGGAUUUGAUGGAUGCUAUUAUCAAAGUGAAUGUUGAAGGAACAACUUGGAUUACAAAAGCUGUGCUUCCUAGUAUGAUUAAGAAGAGAAAAGGAGCUAUUAUUAACAUUGGUUCUGGUUCCAGUGUUGUACUUCCUUCUUUUCCUCUUGUCACAAUUUAUGCAGCAUCAAAAGCGUAUCUUGCAAUGUUCUCUGCAUGCACCAGUUUGGAAUACAAACACCACGGGAUUGACAUCCAGUGCCAGGCUCCAAUGUUUGUCUCAACAAAAAUGACAUGUGAUAUGAAGACAUCACUUUUUGUUCCAACACCAGAUAAAUACAGCAAAGCAUGCACAAAAUGGAUUGGCUAUGAAAAAUUGGUUGUGCCUUACUUCUUUCACAAUCUGCAGUCGUUUCUCAUAAGGAAAAUUCCUGAUGUACUCAUGGAUUCCUAUAUGCUACGUUUUUUUCUUUACCGGCGUGAAAAAGGACUCAUCGACGACUCCCAAAUCAAAGGAUUAGAAGCAUCUUGUAAUUCUGAGACAAAUCAACAUUAGCUUCUAUGUAAAAAUAAGUUUGAUGAUGGAAUCGAAGUCCCAGUGAAUAAUAUGUAUGUUGUAUCCACCAACUAAAUCAACAUCUAUAUAUGAUUUGGAUCGAUC